AUGGACUUCAACGCUAAAAAAUUUGAAGAGCAGGAGGUCAAGAUCUUUGUGAAGACUAGUCAGAGAGAGGCAGAAGAUGCAUUUGUCAACAAAGAGAAGGUGCAGAAAGAGGUGAAAGCUGCACUAUCAGAAAAUGCCACGCUGAGCUGCGAGGUGGCCCAGGAGAAGACCGAUGUGAAAUGGUACAAGGAGGGGAAACUGAUCACCUCGAGCAAGAAGUUCAAGGUGGAGUCGGAGGGCAAAUCGCGUCGCCUGGUGGUGGGUCAGGUGGAGAAGAAAGAUGCUGGGGAGUACACCUGCGAGGCUGCUGGCCAGAAACUGACCUUCAAGGUUGUCAUUACAGAAGCAGAAGAUGCAUUUAUCAACAAGGACAAAGUGAAGAAAGAGGUGAAAGCUACACCAACAGAAAACGCCACCCUGAGCUGCGAGGUGGCCCAGGAGAAGACCGAUGUGAAAUGGUACAAGGAGGGGAAACUGAUCACCUCGAGCAAGAAGUUCAAGGUGGAGUCGGAGGGCAAAUCGCGUCGCCUGGUGGUGGGUCAGGUGGAGAAGAAAGAUGCUGGGGAGUACACCUGCGAGGCUGCUGGCCAGAAACUGACCUUCAAGAUUGAUGUCACAGAAGCAGAAGAUGCAUUUGUCAACAAAGAGAAGGUGCAGAAAGAGGUGAAAGCUGCACUGUCAGAAAACGCCACGCUGAGCUGCGAGGUGGCCCAGGAGAAGACCGAUGUGAAAUGGUACAAGGAGGGGAAACUGAUCACCUCAAGCAAGAAGUUCAAGGUGGAAUCGGAGGGCAAAUCGCGUCGCCUGGUGGUGGGUCAGGUGGAGAAGAAAGAUGCUGGGGAGUACACCUGCGAGGCUGCUGGCCAGAAACUGACCUUCAAGAUUGAUGUCACAGAGCCAGAAGUUGUGUUUACAAACAAGGACAAGGUCCAGAAGGAGGUGAAAGCUGCACUAUCAGAAAAUGCCACGCUGAGCUGCGAGGUGGCCCAGGAGAAGACCGAUGUGAAAUGGUACAAGGAGGGGAAACUGAUCACCUCGAGCAAGAAGUUCAAGGUGGAGUCAGAGGGCAAAUCGCGUCGCCUGGUGGUGGGUCAGGUGGAGAAGAAAGAUGCUGGGGAGUACACCUGCGAGGCUGCUGGCCAGAAACUGACCUUCAAGGUUGAUGUCAAGGAGCCAGAAGUUGUGUUUACGAACAAGGACAAGGUCCAGAAGGAGGUGAAAGCUGCACUAUCAGAAAAUGCCACGCUGAGCUGCGAGGUGGCCCAGGAGAAGACCGAUGCGAAAUGGUACAAGGAGGGGAAACUGAUCACCUCGAGCAAGAAGUUCAAGGUGGAGUCGGAGGGCAAAUCGCGUCGCCUGGUGGUGGGUCAGGUGGAGAAGAAAGAUGCUGGGGAGUACACCUGCGAGGCUGCUGGCCAGAAACUGACCUUCAAGAUUGAUGUCACAGAGCCAAAACCUGCAUUUAUAAACCAGGAAAAGGUCCAGAAGGAGGUGAGCGCUGUCCUGACAGAAAGUGCCACCCUCAGCUGUGAGGUAGCACAGGAUGCCACCGAAGUGAAGUGGUACAAGGAUGGAAGACUGCUCAUUUCCUCUAGAAAAUUCAAAAUAGAAACUGUGGGCAAAACCCGGCGCCUGGUUAUAGAGCAGCUGGAGAAGAAAGAUGCUGGAGAAUACAUCUGUGAGGCUGCAGGCCAGAAGCUGACCUUCAAGUUGGAAGCAACUGAACCAGAGGCUAAAUUUGAAAAGAAAGUUGUCCAGAAAGAGCCUCUCAUAGUUCAAGAACACGAAAGCAUCACACUGACUACUUCAGUAACGCCUGAAACUGCUGCAGUAAAGUGGUUCAAGGAUGGAACAGAAAUCAAGGCGAGCAAGAAAUACGGGAUCAAGAGUGAGGGAGCAUCCAGGACCCUGACGGUGAACCUGGCUGAGAGCACAGACACUGCCGUGUACACUUGCCAGACAAAGAAUGACAAGCAGGAAUUCAAAGUACAGGUGAAAGAAAUCCCAGUGAAGUUUGCCAGAAAACUCGAAGCUGUUGACGCUGAGAUUGGAGGCAGCGUCACUUUGAGCUGCGACGUCAGCCAUGCCAAAGGCAAGGUGGUGUGGCGCAGGAAAGGACUUCAGAUCAAGCCCAGCAAGCGUUUCCAGCUUCAUGAGGAAGGGGUCAAGCGAACGCUGACGAUAACAGGGAUCCGCGCUGAGGAUGAGGGGGAGUACUCCUGUGAGUCCAGAGAUGACAAGAGCAGCGUUACCAUCACCCCCAAAGCUCCCAGAGUGGUGAAAUUCGUUACGAGCCUCAACAGCGUGGUCUCGGAGGAAGGAAAAGAGGCUGUGUUCAAGUGCACCGUCUCUCCCAGUGAUGCCGUGGUCACUUGGCUCAGGAAUGGUGUCAAGAUUGAAGCCAGCAAGAAGUACGUGAUCUCGCAGAAGGACACCAACCACAGCCUCACCAUCACCGAUCUGACACUGGAAGAUGCAGCUGAAAUCUGCGCCGAUGCUGAGGGUGUAGAAAGCAAAGCCAAUCUUAGAGUCCGAGAGGCCUCAAUCUCAUUCAAGAAGAAACUCGAGCCCAGAACAGUUGAAGAGAGGGACACAGUGACCUUGGAGGUAGAGCUGACCAAGCCUGCAGAGGUGAAGUGGAUGAGGAACAGCGUCGUAUUGAAGCCCAGUGAAAAAAUAGAGAUCAAAGCUGAGGGAACAAAGCAUACCUUGGUGGUUAAGGACAUCUCCUUUGCAGACAGGGGCUUCUACUGCUGUGAGAGUCCUGAUGACAAGACCCAAGCCAAGAUCAACGUGGAAA
Tauraco erythrolophus (red-crested turaco) is the source of this 2800-nucleotide messenger RNA. NCBI's taxonomy places the organism in Eukaryota, Metazoa, Chordata, Aves, Musophagiformes, Musophagidae. The record is from RefSeq and is a predicted model, not a curated record.